This is a messenger RNA of Lachancea thermotolerans CBS 6340, 1230 nucleotides long. RefSeq lists its product as uncharacterized. Gene Ontology annotation, cellular component: endoplasmic reticulum. Gene Ontology annotation, molecular function: calcium ion binding. The transcript has a single exon. The coding region runs from base 1 to 1230 and encodes 409 amino acids. The record is from RefSeq and is a predicted model, not a curated record. Lineage: Eukaryota; Fungi; Ascomycota; Saccharomycetes; Saccharomycetales; Saccharomycetaceae. Gene Ontology annotation, biological process: endoplasmic reticulum calcium ion homeostasis.
AUGUCCAUUCUGGAACCCUUCCUGAAGCUCUCAAACUAUGCGAAUAAGCUGAAUGAGAAGUACGCAGCUAUGCCCAUCGGAGAGCUGCGUGCGUUGACUCUCGCAGAGCGCAUUCGUUUCUACAACUGGACCUUUGAAAUAUGGGCAUUGGCGCUCUUGGCUGCGGUAUACGGUGCCUACGUAAUCGGAACCCGCCUGAACAGCAGACGUGCAACCCAAUUGUUUGACUCCUUGACCGAUGGGUUCCAGAAAUUGGCCUUCGCCAAGGUUGGGUUCUCUACCAAGGCCGGCGAAAAGAAACAGUACGUGGCAGAACAAAAUAACACCUGGUACACCACUUUUGCUACUGGCCGUUCUUCUAUUGAAAGCAUCACCGCGCGUGCUCACAUGACAGCUCGCUACAACCCAUUGACACUGUUGAUGGAGCGUGUUGUGGGCUUAUUUUUCCCCAGCUUAUUUGAGAAAGACCUCGGCGAGUUCUUGGAGGUGAGCAUUGUGCCUAACGGGAUCUACGUUACCAGUCCUAAUGCUGACCUACCUAAGGAAGAUGCUGUUACCGCAAUUCUUUCAAGGUUCAAGUUCAUUGCCUCCAUUGUUAACAAGUCUGUCAUGACGAAGGCGCGUGAGACUAACUACUUUUUGUCCUUAACUCACACCUCCGAGAGUGAAAAGCUACCUGUGGAGUAUGUAUUCAUGUCCGAAAGCAACCAGCUUAACGGAUUCUUCGAACACUACGCAGGACCCGAGUUCAAAGACUUGCUAGCCAAAUGCUCUCGCUUCUUGUCUUUCGUCAGUUUCACCGACCUGCCAGAGGAGAAGCCAAUCACCGACAAGUUGUGGAACCUCAAGCAAAAGCCCAGAUGUGUCAUCCACUGUGAGUUUGUCACCGGUACUAAAGACCUCAACCUCUUGAAUCAACUUAUCGCUGAGAUUGUCAAAAUUUUUGACGCGGUGACUCAAGACUAUGCGCAAAACCCCACAAAGGCCUUUUUGACUAACGAUAUGUUGAAAAAGGCCUCUAACUUGCGUUCUCAAGAACUUCAAAAAAUCGUGAAAGUCAUGAAGCAAGUCGAAAGAGAGCUGGCGCAAGAGAAAAAGCAGGACGUCGAAAGGGAGAAGAGGCGCCAGAUGAGGUCCAAGUUGAGUGGCCAAGAGCAGGACAAAAUUGACCAAAAGAUGAGAGAGAAGCGUGAAAGACGUAUGAGAAACAGACAAAAAGUGAGGAUGUGA